Molecule: messenger RNA, 567 nt
Organism: Neurospora crassa OR74A
Lineage: Eukaryota; Fungi; Ascomycota; Sordariomycetes; Sordariales; Sordariaceae
Exons: 2
Coding region: 1-567 (188 amino acids)
Source: RefSeq, a predicted model, not a curated record
AUGGCUUCAGACAAACAAGCUCCUGCUGGAGCAACAGCAACAAACCAGCCUCAAGGAUCCGCAUUCUCCCUCCCGCUCCUCUACCGCCUCUUCUUCCUCCUCAUCGAACCUCUAUCCGCCUUGCUCGGCGCAUAUUACGCCUACUUCGACAAAAAGGCCUACCUCGAGCUCACGCAUGCUGCCUCGGCUCCUGAGACGAUUCCACUGGGGACGUCCAUCGUGCUCUCCCAACUCGCCAACCUGUAUCUCUUCUUCGCCAUAAACGAAGCCCUCGUGCUGCGGUCAACCUCGGACAUCCACGUCUGGAAGACCGUGCUCUUCUGUCUGUUGGUUGGCGACAUCGGACAUCUCUACACGGUUCGCGAGUUGGGAAUGAACAUCUACUGGAGUCCGUCAACGUGGAAUGCCAUCGACUGGGGCAACAUCCCAUUUGUCUACCUUGGCGCAUCGAUGAGGAUUGCCUUCUUGGCUGAUGUGGGCUUGUGCACCUCUGCAACUUCAAUGGUCAUCGAGGUCACCAAAGCCAUCGAUCAGCAAGCAAAAUGCGACGAGUUGAUUCGUGGAUAA